AUGGGGGCCUUCCAGCUGCAGCCUUCCUCUCGAAGCUUGUGGUUUUCAGGUGUGUUCACUUCAUUCGCUUCCCAGCCCCGCCCCCAGGAACGCAGACGUGCGCAGGUGCGCUGCGCUCCGCAGGGCAGGCGCUCGCGUGGGAGCGUGGAGAGGGGCGCGUGUGUGUGGGGGGGUUAUCCUGUCUCAAAGCAGGCCCAAGGGACCUCGACAUCUUCUAACGCAGCUCUGGCGCUGACCAAGGAGAAACCCAGCCCGCACCUCCUCCGGGCAGGACUCCACAGCCUCCUCUGGGCUCGCCGAAAACCCUGUCCUUGCCUCAACAGUGAGCUCCUCAUGGCAGAAGACCUCCCAGCCCAGACUGUGAACACCUGGAUGUGGGGGCAAGGAGCCCUCACCAUUGUCCCCUGGGACUUAAUCCUGCACGUGACGGGCCAUCAGUACCCAGCACGGAAGAUGAUGAAACCAAGGGUCAGAGAGGCAAAGACGCUUUCCCAAGAUCUCACGACCAGAUGCAGCCGCUCGCACGAAAGCAUGGCCACAGACCCUGCCCUCCUGCAGAGCCUCAGACACGAGGCAGGGGCCACCCAGAUGCGCACAGAACUCACCCACACUUUGGAGCACACGUGCUCAGGCUGA
Sus scrofa (pig) is the source of this 636-nucleotide messenger RNA. The record is from RefSeq and is a predicted model, not a curated record. NCBI's taxonomy places the organism in Eukaryota, Metazoa, Chordata, Mammalia, Artiodactyla, Suidae.